Messenger RNA from Teleopsis dalmanni, 1535 nucleotides. RefSeq names its product photoreceptor-specific nuclear receptor (gene Hr51). Bases 93 to 1535 code for a protein of 480 amino acids. The transcript is spliced from 10 exons. Gene Ontology annotation, biological process: anatomical structure development; cell differentiation; positive regulation of transcription by RNA polymerase II. The record is from RefSeq and is a predicted model, not a curated record. Lineage: Eukaryota; Metazoa; Arthropoda; Insecta; Diptera; Diopsidae. Gene Ontology annotation, molecular function: RNA polymerase II cis-regulatory region sequence-specific DNA binding; zinc ion binding; nuclear receptor activity.
CCUCUACGAAAAGUAUCUGCUCAACUGACAGACUUUCAAAUUGGAGUCAUCAGUCAUCUAUAAGUCUCAUUUCUGAAGAAAAUGUUAAUGUUAUGGUUUCUCGUUCAAAAAAUUCUGGUGUUGGGCUUAUAUGUGUUGUAUGUGGGGACAUAAGUUCGGGUAAACAUUACGGGAUUCUAGCGUGCAAUGGAUGUUCCGGGUUUUUUAAGCGCAGUGUUCGCCGAAAACUUAUUUACAGAUGUCAAGCGGGUACAGGAAGAUGCAUUGUUGAUAAGGCACACCGGAACCAAUGCCAGGCUUGCCGCUUAAAAAAGUGUCUACAAAUGGGAAUGAACAAAGACGCUGUACAAAACGAACGCCAGCCGCGUAAUACGGCGACAAUAAGGCCUGAAACUCUGCGGGAUAUGGAGCAUGGGCGAGCGUUACGAGAAGCAGCGGUGGCUGUUGGUGUGUUUGGACCUCCCAUACUUCUAUCACCAACAUGCUACGCUCCUGGCUUACUUCCAACAUCAAAUCUGACAAACUUACCUUCAAUACGUUUGUUACAGCAAAGCCAUUUAGCCUCUUCCAUGCAACUUUCUUCAACGUUCAAGCAUUCCGAUAUAAGUAAGCCAAAUAACGCUCUAAUGCUUACAAGUGAUAGUACAAAUAAGUCAAAUUUAGAACUCUCAAGCAGCACAGUAUCUACUUCCACUAAUUCUAGCUCUAACAAUUCAAUCGAUCCAAUUUCCUUGAUCCAAGCUGAUUCAAAUGAAAAUCAAAUCUCUGGAAGCAUAUCAUCAAUCAGCUCAUCGAGUUUUUUUCAAGGGAAUGAUAAUGAUGAUGAUUCCAUCGAUGUAACAAACGAUGAAGAAGCUUUUACAAUAACCGAAAAAGGGAUAACUCAAUUUUGUAAGCCGCAAUUCAUGUCGUCCAACGUAUGUGUUCAUCCACAAGAAACUGUAUACGAAACUAGUGCCCGACUUUUAUUUAUGGCUGUUAAAUGGGCGAAAAAUUUGCCUAGUUUUUCCAGUUUAUCAUUUCGUGACCAGGUUAUUUUGCUGGAAGAAUCUUGGUCAGAACUUUUUAUGCUGAACGCAAUACAGUGGUGCAUUCCCUUGGAACCAAAACUGUGUACAUUAUUUUCAGUCAGUGAGCAUUGCAGUAAUGGUGAUAAUAUAAAUGAAUGUGGAAUGACUAAAGAAGAGACUGCAACAAAUAUUCGAUCGUUAUAUAAUAUAUUUUGUAAAUAUAAAGCUGUACUCGUGGAUCCUGCAGAGUUCGCCUGCCUAAAAGCUAUUGUUCUUUUUCGUCCAGAAACAAGAGGUUUGAAGGACCCUAACCAAAUAGAAAAUUUACAGGAUCAAGCCCAUGUUAUGCUGUCCCAACACACAAAAGCAAACUUUUCUGCGCAAAUAGCGCGGUUCGGUCGAUUGUUACUUAUGCUUCCUCUGUUAAGAAUGUUAAGUUCUCAGAAAAUUGAACGUUUAUUUUUUCAGCGAACUAUUGGAAACACACCUAUGGAGAAAGUUUUAUGCGAUAUGUAUAAAAAUUGA